GCACCAAUGCAAUGCGGGCGUAUGACCUCUUUGGCGGAGCUCUAUGUGCCAGGCAUGCAUGGCGCAUGAUCGAAUCUGCUGCCUUGGAGCUUUGGGGUGUCCAACCAACUCUGGAGUUCACAUUCAAUGUGGAGAAGAAUUGGGCAUGCAUCAAGAUGGCCAAGGAUAAUUUUCCAGACUCCUGUAUCUUUCCAGAUAUUAUGGACUGCGUGGCCAACCCGCCAAAGAAGAAGAAUUGGAAUCCCAGUGACUUGAAGUUGGUCAAGGAAUGUCACUGUGUGCAACACCGCAGUGAGUGCUCCUUGAACCUGGGCGAGAACGACCUCGGGAUCAUUGGGGCACCCUGCAUUCUCUUCUCCAAGUACGGCCUCCGUGAGGGCUUCAAGACCAAGAACAUCAAGGUCAAACAGGCACAUGAUACUGCAAUGGCAUUCCAGCAGAAGACCCCAAUUUCCAUUCACGAGAAUGUCCCAGACUAUGAAGAGGCGUAUUUGAAGCAACAUCUCACGACCCAUGACGAGCAGAAAGUUCUGCUGUGCCCACGCCAGUUUGGGCACCCGAACCGAAGGCUUCGAGUUUGGCGCAUCCUGUACGACAAGGACUCGAGGAAGUGGGAUUGCCCUUAUACUUUGGGGGAACUUGCCAACCUCCUCUUGGCACCCCUGGAAUCCAAAUUGAACCUGGAUUUCAAUGCCUAUCUUUGUGCUUCACCUUCGGAGCUUCAAGAGCACAACAUCAAAGAGCAUGAACUUUCAGAGUCACAGAAGAAGCAUUUGCAGAUCUUCCGCAAGGUGCGUCCUGACAAGGCAAUCUAUGACUUGAGCGCGAACGCCCUCAAGAGAUGCCGCACAGAGACAGUGGACCAGUGCAUGCACCAGCCAUCCACCCGCUCUGUCCUCUGGGGUGCAGAGCCGGAAGAAGUUGACAAUGAAGUCAACAUCGGGCAGCCUUUGUCGGGGUCGAGCAGUGGUUCUGAAGGUGAAUAUCGUGGGUCAGCCAACACAGUUUUUUCCUUGGGUUGGAAUACUCUACUGGACUUGAAGAAGGCGAGCUUUUGGAAGGAAAGUGUGAACACUGUCAUCUCAGACAAGAAGAAACGCAAGUACAACAACACUGAACGCGCAGCAAUGGCUAGCUAUAGUCGGCAGAACUCUGCAGGGUAUUUUAAAGAGAAUGGUGUGGAUGUAGCACGACUUCAGAAACUCUUUGCAUUGCCAACCUGCCAAUGUGCCAAUGGGGAAUGCUUCAAGCAGUUCAAGAACUCAAAGGACCUGCCGGGCUUUCUGAAGACUUUCUGGGACAUGCAGAAAAGUGAUCAAGACUCCAUGGUUCAGCUUUGCUUAGCCACCACCAGUGAAUCUAGAGACAAAAAGUACACCCUUCUGGAGAAGCCUGUGGGCUUCAAGUGCCUUGCAGCGCUGCUGGGCGUCGGGACUGGUCGGCUACGGAAAGCAGCCACAAGCACCCCAGACCUGAGACGCGGAACUCGUCCCUACAUGAGCCGACCUGCCACAUGGAGUGUGGAUGGUUUUCUGCGUGUGGCAUACGACUCAGUGGCAGAAACUAUGCCAGAUGAGUACACCACGUUCAACCAUGUCUACAAGGAGCGCUGGCAAGACAUCCUUCGAUUUCGAUCUCGGUCCCUAUUCACUACUUGUGAAGUACGCUGCUCCUUCAAAACACAGUUGCAGGAUAGGAAACUCAGUUUCGAACAAAAACUGGGAUGUUUGCAGGGCUACAGGGCCCAUCUACACGACCAGUAUUGCGAUCGUACAUCAAUUUGGACACUGCAGUUUGAGGGUGCAGAUCCCCAAUCUGGAAUACUAAUGAUUUGCACAGAUGGCCUUGAUCAAGCCAAAUUUGCCCUUCCAAGGGACCCACAGCUUCGCGCCAAUGCUGGGUUGGCGAAACACCAAAGACCUCGCGUGAAGAUCCACGGAGUCUGGUGUUAUGGCUACACCCUCAAUAUAUCAGUCAUGGACGAGUGUAGUCGACAUGACAGCAGCGCAAUCCUAGAAAUGAUUUCGAGGGCAGUCGAGGACGCAACUUGGGUUUCCUUUUGUACAGGUUUCCUUCAGUUUAUUUAUGUAGUCAAAGCUGACAACACAGUCAGAGAGGCUAAAAAUCAACACGUCCUUACAUACUUGCACCUGGCAGUGGGGAAGCAUUUGUUUCGGAGUGCGUGUUUGUGCCACCUGCGAAAAUCGCAUACCCAUUGCAGGGUGGGACAUUCGGCUGUGUUUGGUGUAACAUUGUCUUGUUGA
Messenger RNA from Durusdinium trenchii, 2264 nucleotides. The record is from the annotation of a GenBank genome assembly. NCBI's taxonomy places the organism in Eukaryota, Dinophyceae, Suessiales, Symbiodiniaceae.